This is a messenger RNA of Bactrocera oleae (olive fruit fly), 8968 nucleotides long. RefSeq names its product nervous wreck (gene nwk). Gene Ontology annotation, cellular component: recycling endosome; neuromuscular junction. NCBI's taxonomy places the organism in Eukaryota, Metazoa, Arthropoda, Insecta, Diptera, Tephritidae. Gene Ontology annotation, biological process: regulation of actin filament polymerization; neuromuscular synaptic transmission. Gene Ontology annotation, molecular function: protein binding. The record is from RefSeq and is a predicted model, not a curated record.
GAAUAUUAUGAUUUUUUGCAUUCGAGACCCGGUAACUCUGCACAAUCAUAUGUUUGAGUUUAUUUGUGAACAAUUCAUUUGUUUACAAAAGCUAAUAAACAACAUUUUCGGAACGGCAAUUAAUAUAAUCCGAAUUUGUGAUCUAUAUUUGUUAUUUACUAUAAAAUUCGAUGGACCAUCAAUGCAGUCACAAAGAACAACCCCCUGAUCUAAGAAUAUCCGAUUGUAGCAGUGACGAGGAGAAUACAAUAUUUUCCCGCCAUAAUUUGUCUAAAUCUAGUGAUACUGCAGCGCUGGAUAUAACGUGGAGUAGUGAUGAUGAGUUGUCCACUGAAAAUGGUCAAAGCUUUCUCAAUACGAACUGCUUUGACAAUGGUGCCUCAACACCUCUGAGUACAAGGUACUCGCGGUCAGCAAGAAAAUCCAAAUUGCCUAACUUGUGCAUUAAACGUAAAUUGAGUAAAGUCAGCGAAAAUCCGGAAGAAGUAAGAAUUACGUUGGGUAACCGAAAUAUCCCAUUGGAAAAUAAUAACAUUCAUAGCUCUCCGUGGUGUAAGGUGCGUAGGACAUUCUCAAUAUUACGUUGUCAAAGUAGCAUUCCAGAAAGUUGUAUAUCAAUUGAACAAGAACAAAAAACACCAACAAAAAAUCGUUUGUCCCAAUAUGAUUCGGCAGAUACAACAAUCGAAUGGUCAUCUUCUUCAUCAGAAACUGGCUCACCAAUGCGGACACCCAAAAAUGCCAUGACGACAACUCAAAAGAGCACAGCGCCAACAGAGUUGGAAUUAUUGGUUGCGCUAAUUGAACGUGAAAAUGCUGCGGCUAAAAUGAAAGCUCAUCAAACGAUAUUUAAUCAAAAGAAGAAGCGAUAUAUUCCAGGUGGGUAUGCGGAACGUUUGCAAAAAUUGGAGGAAGCAAAUCGCAUAGAGCGUAAUUUCUUACGAAACGAUCAACAAUGGGGCCUACAGAAUGGUACACGUAUGUGUGUAUUAGAAUUGAAUAAAGCUUAUGGUGUACACAUAGCAACAGUGAAGUUGGAGCAGUGCGAUAAAAACGCUGUAAAUGGUAAUUCAGUUGUAAAUGUUCGUAUUAUAAUUGAUGCCGACACUGCAGCGCAUGUUAAGGUGGGCAGCAGGAUAGAAGCAUUCUUCGAUUCAACCAUUAAACCAUAUACAUUACAAACUGUGAACGCAACAGCUAAAGAAAUAAUUUAUGUCCAACCACAUAAAUUGCUCCUAUUAUAAGGCUUAAAUUUGUUAUUUAAAUAGAAAUAAUACUAAAUUUUAGUUUUUGUUAUUGCUGAAAACAUUUUGUUUAUUACUUCUAAGUUCAAUUUGUACAAAGUUGUAUAUUCUUAGUCCGUUAAAUAAAUAAAUUGCCCAAUAAAAUUUUCUUUAAUAAAUACCUUUAUAUGCUAUAUAGGGUAUACAUAUUGGAUUGCUGUAUGUUUCUUCAUAUUUAUUACCUUAUCACAGUCAGUCGAUAAGUGCUUAAGGGUACGGAAUUUCAGCUGAUAAAAUGUAUUACAUACAUAUGUAUUCACUCAAAAACGGCAACUACUCGAUUUAUUACAUUUGGUCAUGCUGAAUUUUCUGAAAUCUACUUUUUCUUUUCAGUUGGAGACGUGCCAUAGAGUGAAAUAAAAUAACUUCUGUAAAAAAAUAAUAAUAAUAAGGUUGAGGCUGUAAGGGAGAGGUGGUACUGCAACUUCCAUUGCAUUGACGAUACAUUGACCUCUGUGAAUACACGUAUAGUAUGUAAAUGCCUAUACAUCAGUCAAUAGAAUUCCACAGCUGCUGACCGUGUACGAUAAUUAUCAGAACAAAUAUUACCUCAUCGUCACGCAACCAAGUUUAUGGCAACUUGAUUACAACGCGAUAAGCGCUGGAAUACAAACAACAAAUAUUGAAAAAUAUUGGUAAUACCUGCAGCUGGUGGCGCUUACUAUAAAUAGUCAAAGUAAUGAAAGUGAAAACAAAUGCAGGGAAGGAGCAAAGCAAUCUCUCAUAAUGCAGAGCGUAAUACAAGCGAAAAUCGUUGUGCGAAGGAUAUAGGUAUGCAUUGCGCAUGCGCUUACAUGAGUGUAGGUUGGAAGCCCUAAUAUUUGCUUCCAGUUGUCAUAUGAAUGAAUGAUUGCUACUAACUGCCAAUUGCUGUGGAAUUUUGCUGCCUUCACACUGCUCACAGAGGCGGUUGCAAAUUAUUUUGGCUUUCGUGAGAAAAGCGUAGGCUUUCGGGGUAUGCUGGCAAGUCUCAAAGUGUUCAGUUAUUCGGGAGUUGAGUGUAUCGGCCUGUCAUUUAGUCGGUUUGUCUGCCAAACGACCAGGAAAUACCUAAACGUAGUGCUAUUUGUAUUGUGUACAUAUGAUUAUGUGUUACGGACUUCCAAUGAGAAAAGUGGAAGAUGAAAUUUGAAAAGACAUUUUCAUCGUAACCACACGAAAUCGAUAAGUUCGCAGGAAAAUCAGAUAUUUUCAGACUGCGUGACUGUAAUUUUCGCUGAAAAAUUUGUUAAUUCUGGUGAAAAAUUUAAUUGAUGUUACGAAAUAGAUGUGGAGCUGAAAAUUGUUAAAAUCCAUAGUGUAGAGAAUAUUAUAAGUAAUUUGUUCAAAUGAAAAAACGACAACACAACGAAGUGGAUAUGUCGAAGAAAAGUCAACAGCGCUUCAGUAUAUUCGCGACUGCACGGCCUUUCCGUCAGAUACAUGUGCUUAUAUAAGAACUUGAAAAUUGCCUGUCGCGCAGUAUAACCUUUUUACGUUUCCUUGUGUGAUUGUACUCCCUCAUAAUUCUAGUGCUUCUCUCAAUAAAAAAAAGUAAAAAAGAGACAACAACAAACAAACUAUUAUGUCCGCAUUUUAAUUGAAAACAGUCGAUUGCUAAGGGUAAAAAUUAAAUAUCGAUAUCUCUAUUAACUGCGCCACCAACGCAAUACCAAAACAAAAACUAAAACUAACAAAAAAAAAAAAAAAAAAAAAAAAAAAAUUAGAAUAUUAUUUUUCCAAAUCUAUUUUGAAGUGGUUGCACUGAGUGCAAUUCCAAGUAAACACACUCGAAAAUGCAGCCCCCGCCACGUAAGGGAAAUUAUGUGAAAUUCUUAAAGAAUUUACACACAGAGCAAGUGGCUAAAUUGCAAUUAAAGAAUCAACAUGAAUGCGAUUUGCUGGAGGACAUACGACAGUUCACCAUCAAACGCUCCGCCAUUGAAAAAAACUACAGCGAAUCGUUACUGAAGAUCUCUUCGCAGUAUUUGAAUAAGAAAAUACCAAAUAUACCAGAUAUAAAAAUGGAGGGCAUGGAGGAGAGAUGGAACAUGUGGAGCGUUUGGCGUACGGUACUUGAAGAGAAUGAAAAAUUGGCACGCGCACGACUCGCAGCCAUCGAAGUGUUCCAGCAGCAGAUUGCUGAUGAAGCUAAAGUGUUGCGCGAUUACAAAUUGGCCAUUUCCAAAAAAUCACUCUCACAGAUAGUGAAUGUACAAAAGGAGUUGCACCUCAGCGUUUCCGAUGUCGAUAAGACAAAAAAGCAAUAUUUCGAUGAGGAACAUUGCGCACACGAUGUGCGUGAUAAAGCACGAGAUAUUGAAGAGAAACUGAAGAAAAAGAAGGGUUCGUUUUUCCAAUCCAUCACUUCGCUGCAAAAGAAUAGUGCACGUGUUACAUCACGCAAAGAAUUGUUGGAGGAGAAAUCGACGGGCGCACGCAAUGACUACAUACUCAGUUUGGCCGCAGCGAAUGCACAUCAGAACCGUUACUUCACAGUCGAUCUGCAGACAACGAUGACCACUAUGGAAAAUUAUGUUUUUGAACGAGUAGCCGAGUACCUGACACUGAUGGGCCGCACCGAAUUGCUCACCUGUUCGGCCACACAGAACUCGUUUGGCAAAAUACGUGAUCAAGCACAGCAAUUGACGCGCGAAUACAAUUUACAGUGCUGUUAUCUCUUCUAUCCGGUAUUAAAACAACACAUACAAUAUGACUUCGAACCGUGCGAUAACGAUCCAGUACGAAAGAUCACCACCGAACAUGAAUCGGCAUCGGAGACGCUUACGAAGGAGGCUAAGAAUUUGGCGGGACGUGUGGUGAAGGAGAACGUAGCUAUACGUGAUGCCGCAAAGAAAUUAGCUAUUUGCGUAUCUCUACGUGAUUCGGGACAACGCAGCGAUCCGAAUGAUCCUAAUGGACCAGAUUUGGACACGAAAAUUGAAGAGUUUAGAGAUUUGAUUCGCCGCUCUGAAACGGAGAAGGCAAAGGCUGAGGCAUGUUUGCAAAGUUUGCGUGAAGGUGGCAUUAAUGUUGACGAAUGGGUGCAAGAGGCAGAGAUUAUGGGCGUACAGGAAUUGGCACGCUCGGCCAGUUCUAUUUCUAUGCGCACAGAUGCUUCGGGACAAGGGGAAAACCCAAGUUCGGAUUCAUUCUACGACAGUGACAAGGAGGAUGCAGGUGGGGCACAGGCAGGUGUGGCUGCUAAAUCCAAAGUAGAGAAGGAGUUGUCGCGUGAUAAGACAUUUAGUGACAGUGAUGAGGAUGUGGAAGAACGUGUUCCGGAACCAAUUGCUGCAGCUCCGAUGAUGGCGGCUACUACCGGUUGGGAUGAUCCCACUGAAGUCAACUGGGGUGCCGAGGAGGAGGAGAAAGAUGAGCCCAUUGUUCCUGAACCUAAGGAGGCCAUUUUCAAAUGUACCGCUUUGUAUAGCUACACUGCUCAAAAUCCAGACGAACUCACCAUUGUCGAGAACGAACAGCUGGAGGUGAUUGGUGAGGGUGAUGGUGAUGGUUGGUUACGCGCACGCAAUUAUCGCGGCGAAGAAGGCUAUGUGCCGCACAAUUAUCUGGACAUCGAACAGGACACUGCCGUUAACGGUAGCUCAGGCAAUCAAUUGCGCUCACAAAUCUCAUUCUCAUCUGUCGAUUAUACCGUUGACAAUGAAGAUCAAACCGUGGAUUCCAUGCAGUCACCCGAUCAGGUCUCUGUCAUAAUGGCGCCACAAAAAAGGAAGUCAGACGUACUCUAUUGCAUAGCCUUGUACGACUACGAUGCGACUGCCGAGGAUGAGCUCACCUUUGAAGAGGGUCAAAUUAUUAAGAUUGUUACAAAGACGGCGCAUGGCGUAGACGAUGGCUGGUGGGAGGGUGAAUUAGAUGGUAAAUUUGGUAAUUUCCCAUCGUUGGUAGUUGAAGAGUGUGAUGAGAAUGGUGAACCGUUGUCGGAAGGUGGCGAUGAGUCACCACCACCGACUGCACCGCCGAGUUUUGCGCUUCCACCCGCUCCCGCACUACCGCCAGAGUAUGCGCACGAACUAACUGAGGAUAUGUUCGAAUCGCAGGACACUGCAGAUGAUGACAGCGGCUAUAUACCGAACGGUGGCGCACCCAGCAUGCCUCCACCAGUGCAAAGUAAUAAAGCCAGCAUCAAAAAGGUACUCAUACAAGAGCCUGGAAUGGAGGACGAUAUCAGCGACGAUGGUAAUCCACCACCAUCGCUGCCGCCACCGGCUUUAAAUGUCGGACCCAGCAAGGAAGGUAAUUCACUAAAUUUAGGUAUGGCACAAAUAAUUGUUACCGCCGCAACCCCAAUGGUUGAAGACGGCACAGAUAAAUCUUUCCCUCCGGUAGGAGAAAGUGAUGGAGGUAGUGCAGUUGCAGCAACAGCAAAAACUGCCAGCAGCGACGACGACAAGCCUGUUAAACAGAAAAAGGUGGAACCAAAACCAGUGGUGCAAGCAGCAGCUGAUGAAAAUGAGAAUCACGAGGACGAUACACACUCAUCCGAUCAGGAUCCGGAUUCCGAAGUGAAGACCUUACAAGAGGCUGAAGACCCAUUUAAUGAAAAAGGUAGCGCUGCUGACGCUGGUGAUGGAUUCGAGGCAAACUUUGAAGCCAACUUCGAUGCGAAUUUCGAUGACGCCUUUGCUGGUGGCGCACAAUCUGCCGAUGUUAAUGCCGAACUGAGCGCCGACGACGUGCAGGCACCUAAGCAGGUUGUAGGUGGGCGCGCAAGCAUACCCGAGGAAUUGGAUUCAAAUCAAUUGGCACGAUUGCAAAAUCUGAAAGAGUCAAAUGCUUAAACAGUAUAAGAAGGAACCUUUUAAGAUUACUUGCAUUUAGAGAUAAACAAUCCGAAAGAAAUUGAAAUGCACUAAGGAAAAGCAACAAUUUAAGUAUUAUUGAAUAAGCAUUGUGUAGAGAAGAAAAUGUGAAGGGAGAAUGAAUAUAGAUAUUAGUGUAUAUUAUAUACUUACUUGGAAUAUAGAUGUACUCAGCGUGUAUUUAAAGCUGGCAAAUAUUUGAAAAAGCAAGCGCGCUGAUUUCUAAUGCCAACUUAGCGAUUUGACGAUAUUCAGUUUCUUUGAAAAUUUGCAUGUAAACUAAUCUAUUUUAUAUUCGGUGUUAAAAUGCUUCGUACCAAACACAUAUAAUUUCGAAAAAAAGCUAAAAAGUAAUAAAAAGAAAGUAUUAUGGGAGAGCCUUAAUGUGAGAAGAUAAUUGUACGCUGAAAUUUAUUUCACAGUCUUGUCAACUUUGCACCUUGAUAAAUGUACGUAAACAUAUAUACAAUACAGAUACUCAUAUGUAUAUGACCCGCUUUCAUAAACCUCCACUUGAAUUGAACUAUUAUUAGGGAAAAUGUUAUACUUACUCUAAGUGCAUACACAAAUACAUAUAAUUACGUAUAAAAACACUUAAAAUACUCGUACCACAUAUACUAAAGUAUUACACAUAUGUAGUAUAUAUUUAUUAGAGAAUUGAAAUCGUCUAACUGCAGUGGCAUGCCAAGAAAAGCAAGUAUUAAAUUAAAUUAUUUGUCUUUGAAUUUAAUUAAAAUAUUUAGUAUUAUUUAACGCACCACUGUAGUUAUAAGAAAAAUCACGAAUGUACUUCAACAAAUGUGCUUGUUAGAUAUAUACUCUCAUAUACUAUUACAUACCUAUGUACACCUAAACAUUUACUUAUAGAUACUUGUAAUUACACAAACAAAAAUUAUAGCAAAAAUGCUGUAAAUCUAAUAAAAUAUGUAAAUUGUGAGCAAAGGAAAAAAUGCAAUAAAUCAGAAUUAAAAGCAUUAUUAAAGCUAAAGAAAAAGAAGAAAAAAAAACAAUAAAAAUUGCUGCAGUCAAUUGUUAAUUUAAAGUUUAAUAGCCAAGUACCUUACGUGAAAUAUUCAUUUGCCAAUAGUUAUACACUCAUAUUAAUAUAUAUAUAAAUAUACACAUAUAAAGCUGCUUUAAUAAUAACGAAUUAUCUAUUUAUAUUUUAUCUAAUUAUUCUAUUAUAAAAUUUGUAGAUUUUUUUAAAAUUGUUUAGUUCGGCUCGUACUUUGGGGAUAUUAUUCAAACCAUUUAUGUUUUCCAAGGAGCUCUUCCCAUGAAUAUGUGCAGAAAAAAGCCAAAAAACUCCAAAAUAAUUUGACUUUUGAAAUACAAAGUUAUACUAAACUAGUCUCUGUCAAAACUACUGUUUUUGAGUUCGAGUAACCGACUCAUAAUACUAAAAAAUCUGUAAGGUUUCGGCCUCUGCCAAUCCAGCUUCAUUAACACUUUCUUCAUAAUCUUGAAAAAUAUUUUAAAUUCCGUGAUAAACACCACACAACUACUUAAAUAUUCAUUCGCACUUACUUAUGCCAAUUCUAAGUAAAGAUAUGUGCCGUGUUACAGUAAACACUUGGCAACUAUUAAUCCAGGAAUUUUAAAAGCAGAGUUUCAAAAUUGAGCAAUAACACAACCCACAAAAAGCAACAACCUCAAUUUAUCCGCAAUCACACGAAAUAAAUUACCGUCUGUCCGAAAGUUUCAACAUCGAAAGCUCCUAUUUUGUUCGUAAUCUCAUGAAAAAAUUUUGUUGUGCCAGAUAUAUACAAGUAUAUGUAUAACACUUUUCGAAGUCUUGAACAUUGAUAACACAACCGGUGUGCCGCUGUGGUCGCAGCCUAAAUCAGUGCAUAUUAACCUAUUUUGCGCCUAUUUUGGUACUUUUUUACAUUUCUGCUCACACGGACGGGAAACUAAAUUUCCUUUUUAAUGUUGACAUAUUCAAAGUCUAGUUUACGCUCUUUCGAAGUGAUUUUUACUGUAUUACCCACUUCAUCCUGAGGUAUUGUAUUUCUGAACGGGAGGUUUGUGAACGUAGUGGAAUCUGCCAUGAUGCAACACAUAAUUCUCCAACGGGUAGAAAAAAUUAGAACAGUCUUUUAACUUAACUUUGGAUUUGGUUGAAUAAGAAUAUAUUCUCAUAUAGUCUUCCUUCUAGAUACUAUACUUACAUCUUGAAGAGAUGUGGUGCAACGACAAACAAACAAUUUACUAAAUAUUUGAUUUUAAGUUCAAACAUAUGCAAAAUAUUUGAAUUAUGCCUGAUAAGUUUUAGUAUUUAAGUUUUUGUUAUGUUGUUGAAAUUUUGUUAUGCAUUCCGAAUAGUCGGAAACGCUUUCACGAUUAUAUAGAAAACCAAAGAACUAAACAUAAAAUUGUAAAAAUAUGUUUUAAUAAAGUUUAAACUCAAUGCCAAUAUUAGUGCUAUAUAUAAACAGGUCCGCGGAAAUAAUCAAUUAUGAAAAUAAAUAGUACACACUAAACAUAUACAUAGAUCAUACGUUCUUUCAUAUACAUAUUUGAAAAAACAAAAAUUCAUUCAUCAAUUACAAGCUACUUAAACAGUGUGUCUACAUUACCGUUUCAUACUGACUCAUAUGUAAAACUUACAUACGUACACACUUAAAUUAAACUCUAAUUUAGACUAAUUUAUUGAAAGUAUGAAUAUUAGAAAAAUUAUACAAUAAUUUGUAGAAAAAAAUUUAUAUAAAUACUGUUCUUAAUACUGUAAAGUUUUGUUGCGUUUUCUAUUAAAUUAACUAUUGAAAUCAAAGUAUUAUGUGUAAAUCCGAAAAAAAAAAUUAAAACAAUUUCUAAUAACCUGAAAUGUAAUGCAACAACUAAAAAAUCCAACCCAAUAAAUACAUACUAUAUAAAUUC